AUGAAGGCCUUGAUGGUGUUGAAGCGUGCUGACAUGGAGAGGUCUCCUCUGGAAGUGCCCGGGGUUGUCUGGCAAGAAAUUCAACAAAACAAUCUGGAAAACGAAAGCAUUAGUCAAAAAGCCUGUGCAACAGUGACAAGAUGGAAGCAUAUGAUCAGUGUAAUUUCCUUCGGAAAGCAUCAACACAACAGUUACCGCAUCUUCGCCCGGCCCCCUGAGCUAUCAGCCGUGUCAUGGACGUCCUAUACUCGUCCAUUCUCCAGUGCCCUCUGGUUAUGCUUGCUCUUGGUACUGGCUUUACUAGCUAUCGUGUUCUGGGGUGUCUCCCACUGUUACUUUCACAAACUGUCGACGAAUCCUACCAGAGGUUCACGCAAGGAGGCCAUGAAGUAUCAGGAGUGGAAGAGGGAGUUCCUGCUACUUACAUGGGCAGCCAUCACACAGCAGGGUUGGCCCAAUUCUCCUGAUGCGGGUGUUUUGCGAAUACUGUUCUGGAUGAUGUACGUGAUUGGUUUGGUGGUAAUGGCAGCGUACUCAGCCACGCUAGUCUCCUUCCUGACCGUAGUUAAUGACCAACUUCCUUUUGACACCUUGGAAGACCUAAAACAGCUCCAAAAAUAUCGACUCGGCAUACAAAAGGGUUCGAUGCUUGAGGAGUUCUUCAAGAACCAAAAUUUCCUUGUGUACUAUAAGGCACUCAUUGAACCUUACACGGAUACGCUGAAGAAGUCGAUUAUUGAGUUACGAACAUUGGCACUGAAGAACUCUGACUAUGCUUAUGUGGGUUCCUACGAGGUACAGCGACUUGACAGUGUGGGAGCUUGCAUCUUCAAGUCCGCUCAUCGGCACCUCCUUUUCAAAGACGGUGCCCUGGCCUGGCUCCGAGGCUCUCCCUACCUCCAGCUCUUUGAUCAUUUGUGA
Molecule: messenger RNA, 921 nt
Organism: Cherax quadricarinatus
Lineage: Eukaryota; Metazoa; Arthropoda; Malacostraca; Decapoda; Parastacidae
Source: RefSeq, a predicted model, not a curated record